Oryzias latipes (Japanese medaka) is the source of this 3022-nucleotide messenger RNA. Its product is annotated as G2/M phase-specific E3 ubiquitin-protein ligase. Gene Ontology annotation, biological process: protein polyubiquitination; ubiquitin-dependent protein catabolic process; membrane fusion. NCBI's taxonomy places the organism in Eukaryota, Metazoa, Chordata, Actinopteri, Beloniformes, Adrianichthyidae. The record is from RefSeq and is a predicted model, not a curated record. Gene Ontology annotation, molecular function: ubiquitin protein ligase activity. Gene Ontology annotation, cellular component: cytoplasm; nucleus; Golgi membrane.
AUAUAAAUGUAAAUGUUAAAUGUAAAUGUAAAUCUAAAUGUUCCGCCUAAAUGUUAAAUAUAAAUGUUGACUUUAAAUGUUUGGGAAAUAUGCUAAUGAGGCCACGCCCCUCACCGAAUAGAGCGGUCCUUGUUCAGACGAAAGUUGAACCGUAAUCAUGGCAAACUCUUUGAGACCUGAGGAUAUUGAAAGGGCCGUUGUUUCAGGAGUGCGAGCUGCAUUGCAAGGUGUCCUGGCACCUACACCUGCUGCUGCAAAUCUGGUUAACACAUCAUCACCAUCCACAAGUUCUGCCGCUUCACACAGACCGGUCAACACUCUGCCGCCACCCAUAGCAUCCACAAGUUCAGCCACAUCUGCAGGGGCUGGCACAUCCCAGAGAUUGGUUCCUUUUCCAUCAUAUUUUCAAUCAAGAAGAGGUCGAUCAGGAUAUCAGCAAAGAAAAAACGUGAAAACGUUUACAAAAGACGUUGUAUGUUUGCCAUUUUCUCCAAGGGAAUCAGUUUUCGUCAUACCUAGAGGAGAAAACAGAAGUCGCUUGGCUCAAGCUGGUCUAAUUGGAAAAAUUUCCUUUACCACCGAGUGGUCUGAAGAUCAGCUCAGAGAAGAAAUUUCUGCUAUCUUCAGAGGAUCAUUUGGCAUCUCCGAGCAUGAUGUUUUCCCUUUUCAGUACUUGAGCACAAUAAAAGGGUGCAAAAAAUUAAUGAAGCCCAAUGUCACACUCAACUUUCCCUGGGGGGGAAAGAAGUUUCUUCUGUUUGCUCAAAUACCUGUCUUUACAUUAUGGCUGAAAUGGAAAUGCCAACACAGCACAGAGUUUUUGACACGGAUGACAGUGACUUUGAAAGUCCAACUUUUCAGAGUAGAGAUCUUGAGACAUUGGAGCAAUCUAAUGUUGACGGUCCAUAUGAACCAAUGGAGGCAGAUGCCACAAAUCGAGAACAUGAGACCGAACAAGGAGGCACUCGUUUCUCUGAUUUCAUACCACUUGAUUUCGAAGAAGAGGAGGCAGUCGAGGAAGCCAUCAGACGCAGUUUGGAAGAAGAAACUGUCCAGGUUCCACAAGAGUCGAGGUCUAUUAAAACGUUGACAACAGAAGAAAUAACUGGAAUUGUAAAAGCUCACAGUGAAAUGGUUGUUACAGAAGGAUUUAGGUCAAUCAUUGUCAGCCGAAGAAAUGUGUGGACAUCUGCGAUCCGACAAUUCAGGCGACCAAGAUUUGUUGAAAGCACCGAUAUGCUUUAUGUAACAUUUGCCAGUGAUGAAAACACCACAGAAGAUGCAGAAGAUCUUGGAGGUCCCCGUCGAGAACUCUUUCGCUUGCUUGUUAAAGCAAUUUUCCAAGAAAGUGGGGCAUUUGAGGAGUCCCCCAAUGGCUUCAUUCCAAGACUAAAUGUUUCGCAUGUCCAAAAUCGAGUCUACCGCACUAUUGGUCAGAUGAUGUCUACCAUCAUUGUCCAAGGUGGAGAAUGUCCUGCUCUCCUUUCGUCUGUUGUCUUGGACUACCUGCUGACUGGGCGUAUGUUCGACAUCCGCGUUUCUCCAGAGGAUGUUGCCGAUGUGGAACUUAGAGACAGCCUCAAGACAAUUGAUCAAGCAACAACUGAUGAUGAUCUGCAACGAGCAAUAGAAUCCUGUGAGUCAUGGAGGUACCAAAUUGAAGGUCUUCCAAACCCUGUUACCAUGGACAACAAGGAUGCAUUUGUUAAAAAUGCUAUAAUUUUCCAUGUUCUACUACAACGAAAGAGCUGCUACGAUCAGUUAGCUGAGGGGUUGGAAUGUUAUGAGCUCUUACCACUUCUGAAAGAGAACCUUCCCCUUCGGGUUCUUUUAGAGAUGCCCAAGGUUCGCAGUGAUCUUACAGCAGAUGUGGUUGCUACCCUUCUGAAGCCCAGCUACUCCGUUCUGGGAAGCAACAAACGACCAAAAGAAGAGCUGAUGGUGGUUAAGUUCAGAGAUUUCCUCAAUAGUGUUCAAGAAAGAGAAGUUGAGGAAUGUCUUCAUGGCAGAACCCUGACAGAAGCAGAGAAGACCUUUCUCAGAAAUUUAAAUCCUGGACAUAUUCUCGCCUUUGUGACUGGAAGUAGCAGAGUUCCAGCAGUUGGAUUUCAACCAAGUCCAAAGUUAAGCUUUGUUCAUAAUGAAAACAAGUACCUUCCAGUCGCUCAUACGUGCUCAAAUGAGCUUGAAAUCUUUGUAAAUUCCAAAAAUCUAGCUGACAAUGAUGAGUUUGAAUAUAACUUCCUAGUAGCGCUUAUGAAUGGAGCAAAUUUUAGUGCAGUUUAAAUAAACAUGAAAAUAUAUUCCAGGGAAAAGGGUCCAGGUGAGUAAGAAGGGAAAAUAAAGUGGAGAAGAGAAGAAAUGUAGAAGAAUGGAUACGUUAUUUGUAUUAAUCCAAAACACCUCAGUGAUGUUUUUCUGUUUUUUUUUUACUUCUGUAUUAAUAAAUAUAAAAAAUUUGCCUUUGUAUGGAGUUUUGCUAUGUUUAAAUGUUAUUAAUAAUUUUAGUUAAUUCAUAAAAGCAGGAAAAUGUGCUACUUGUGUCUUUGUUGAGGAUCUGUUUCUGCUGUUUGAUGAGCAAAUUGUAUUUAAUUAAACAAAAACAGGAAAUGUUGAACGGUUUUCUUUUUUCUGUUUCCAUGUAAAGCCACUCAAGACAACAGUUAAAUAUGAAAAGUUACAAAAGAGGAAAAAUGGUAAAAUAUAGAUUUGGAUCUCUUUGUUCGGGAAACUUAUAUUUAUUUAUUUUCUAUGGGAAGGAAUUGGUAUUGUCUGUAGAAAAGUAUGCAUUUUCUGAACACCAGAGAGAGUACACCCAUUAUUUCAUGUUGAUCCAUUUCAAAUAAUAGGUUAUUUUUUGAAAUGUCAAUAGAUGUUUGUUUAGCAGAGCAACAUGGUUGUGUGUUGAAAGUGUUUGCAUACGUUGUCUCACAUGUAAAGCCUAUUGGAUGUUCAUUCUUUAUGGAAAAGGUUUCAAUUACAAACUCAAAUGAUGAAACAUUAAACAAACAAUUAAACUAGA